Molecule: messenger RNA, 9150 nt
Organism: Ceutorhynchus assimilis (cabbage seed weevil)
Lineage: Eukaryota; Metazoa; Arthropoda; Insecta; Coleoptera; Curculionidae
Source: the annotation of a GenBank genome assembly
AUGAAAAUGAAAAUGCGCAGUCGCAUUAUUCGCCGAUCGAGUAGAGCUGCACGAUUCCCGAGAAGAUUUUCCGAUAAAUUUUCGAUUUCACAAUAUGACGAAAUGUUUGUGGAAAUCGUGAAAAGCCAAAGAAAUCAUCUGGAGGCCGAAAUGUACAGAAAAGUCAAGCGAAUAAUGCAAAAAUUCUCGUCAUCAUAGCGAUAAACAAAUGAUUCGUAAACAUUGCAAGUCAAAAAAAAUAAUAUUGGGAAGAAAAAUAGUCGAAAAACGUGUCCAGAGAAAUCCAAGAGAAAAUCCUCGGAAAUUUGAUUGGAAAAAUUGGACAGGCAGAUUUUCGGGUAAUUAGUUUAGUGGUAAAGGCGCCCCAAAAAAAAACCGAAAAAAGGAGGCCAUAUGCUUGACCUCAAAAAAACUGCCAUUGUAAAAUUUCCUAAUCUGCGACCAUCGAAAACGACUUGCACUAAAACGUCCAUUUUAUGGGCCAAUUUUAACCGAAUCCUUAUUAAAAAGGCCAUUUUGACGAUAUUUUUGCAAUCAUUUAACGUUAAUUCGACGAAAAUCGAAAGAUUUGGUCCUUCGGACGAGCGGGCCGGACGCCACACAGCCGCCAUCACGGUCGUCGCGCAAAGCUUGGUGUGAGCGAGUCCGUGAAAAGUGGAGUGAGUGUUUUGUGGCUCCGUAUUUUUCGUGAUUCUCAUGCGGAUUACCCGAGAAAAUACGUAGGUAAUGGUUUUUCGCAUAGCUUAAAGUCUUGUCUCAAUGAAAAACCAAAUUUUAAACCGCGGAAUUUUAUGUAGAGUGCAAAAAAAUGGAAAAUUCUGACGAGCCUUUCCGUCGAACGGCUAACAGACAAGAUACCAUGACCUUUUUUGUCUAGUCCAGCACCAUCCCAACCAUGAGAUUCCUGUUUUACCCUCUAAAUUGCUGGACCAGCUCUUGAUAGGCCCAGGUGCUUUAACAAAACCUUUACUGUCAAGGUGAGGCGAUGCAACAAGUUGAGGCUGCAGCUCAGAAUAAUAAUACUGGUAAAAUGAACGAGCAAGCCUCGGCAGGCAACGGGGCGGCCGCGGUGCCCGCCCAGUCCGCCACCCCAUCCAAUGCUAUCGCCCGGGACAAUCGCGAACCUCCGCCCAGAAACGAACCGCCAGUUGAACCUGUCGAUGGGGUGGUUCAACCUAACGUCAUACCACAAGCAGAUAGGCCUGGUAGGGUAACAAAUCAGUUGCAGUUCUUGCAAAAAACAGUACUGAAAGCUGUUUGGAAGCAUCAAUUUGCUUGGCCCUUUCAACAACCUGUAGAUGCUAAAAAAUUAAAUUUACCAGACUACCAUAAAAUAAUUAAACAACCCAUGGACCUAGGAACGAUAAAAAAACGCCUGGAUAAUAUUUACUAUUGGUCAGGAAAAGAAUGUAUUCAAGACUUCAAUACAAUGUUUACAAAUUGUUAUGUGUAUAAUAAACCCGGUGAAGAUGUAGUAGUAAUGGCACAAACUCUAGAAAAGGUAUUCCUGACCAAAGUGGCAGACAUGCCAAAAGAAGAAAUAAUUGUAGAGUCCCAAAUGAAAAGUGCAAAAGGUAAAAAAGGCCGGGCCAGUUCAGUAGGUGCUACCACCCCAACCGCUACCAUUAUUGGAACACCUUCAAGAGGUAGACCUCCAGUGACUGUAUCAUCAACAGUAUCAAAUCCAUUUGCUACAACUACAGGCUCUAUGGGUUUACCUCUCGGCACUGCCGCCCCUGCUACAGUUCCAGGCAGUACCGCCACAACGACGAUAGCGCCCCCUAUCAAUGUUAACUCCCAAGCGACACCCAUAAUUCCAGCUCCAACCUACGCCCCUCCACCUCUUGACCCGACGCCCGUAACGGCGCUGGGUGUCGUACCUCCUGCGCAACCUGCCAAAAGUAAAAAGGGCGUUAAAAGAAAGGCCGAUACUACCACACCUGCGACAGCUUAUGAUUAUUUACCUUCAGGUGCCGAUUCAAAUUCAUCCUCGUCCGCUAGUAAGAUCUCUAAGAGGCGGGAAUCGGGACGACAAAUUAAGAAGCCUCUUCGUAGUCAAGAAUUAGAUGGAUUAGGUCCAUAUAGUGGUGGACCGGCAGGUAUACCCUCACCAGGUAGCCAAGCGGCGCUCGCCCUAAAGUCCAAAGAAAAACUGAACGACACUUUAAAAGCCUGCAACGAGAUACUAAAAGAACUAUUUUCGAAAAAACACUGCAGUUAUGCGUGGCCCUUUUACAAACCGGUGGACGCGGACUUGUUGGGCUUGCACGACUACCACGACAUUAUCAAGAAACCCAUGGAUUUGGGCACGGUGAAACGGAAAAUGGACAGUCGCGAGUACCGGUCGGCGCAAGAGUUUGCCGAAGACGUCCGGCUGAUUUUCACCAAUUGUUACAAGUACAAUCCUUCGGAUCAUGAUGUGGUUGCGAUGGCGCGCAAAUUACAGGACGUAUUUGAAGUCAAAUUUGCAAAAAUCCCUGACGAACCCUUAAAUAGGAUAAGUGGUAUGGUUCCUAAUGAGUCGAGUUCGUCCGGUUCAAGUUCAGAAAGUUCGAGCGAAACGGAAGAUUCUGAAGAGGAACGACGAAACAAGCAAUUGAAACAACUUGAAAAAGAACUAACAGCAAUGCAAGAGAGAAUGCGAAAAUUGGUGGAAGAAAGUACGAAACGUAAAAAAGAAAAGAAAAAACAAAAAAUGAAAGACAAACCGAAAAAGAAUUCAGUACAAGCGCUGGCCCUUCCCAACAGUACUGGUCCCCGAGGUCCGAAACCGGGAGCAGGGGCGCCAGGAGUGAACGCGGGCGGGCCGGCGGGCAAACGCGCGAAAGCGGGCAGAGGAGCGGGAGCGGGCGGGGCGGGUCCGGGUCGCAAAAAAGCGCAGCCAGUGUCCGUGGUACCGGCGUUCGAUUCAGAGGACGAGGACAGCGCCAAGCCGAUGUCCUACGACGAGAAACGUCAACUGUCGCUGGACAUCAACAAACUACCAGGCGACAAACUAGGUCGAGUCGUGCACAUAAUCCAGUCCAGGGAGCCGUCGUUGAGGGACUCGAAUCCGGACGAGAUCGAGAUAGACUUCGAAACGUUGAAACCGUCAACGUUGAGAGAACUGGAAAGUUACGUCGCGUCGUGUCUCAGAAAAAAGCCACACAAAAAGUUACCGGGCAAAUCAAAAGAGGAACAAAUCGCAGAGAAAAAAAAGGAACUCGAGGACCGACUACUCGACGUAAAUCAUAAAAUCGGACCCACCAAAAAGGCGCCUAAAAAAGAUGCAAAAUCUGAUCCUACAGGAGCAGGUGCAGGACACAUGUCAUCGUCCAGCUCCAGUUCGGACAGUGACAGUUCGACGUCGUCCAUGAGCAGCAGCUCGAGCGAUUCCAGCGACAGCGAAGCAGGUGCCUCGGCAGCCAGGCAGGCCAAAAAGCCUAAAAUCGCGAAUCCCAAAAAGUCGCCCAACCCUUCGGUGAAUAACAACAAUGGUGGUGCACCUCUCACAGUGCCUCCAACAAUCAUCCAAGUGCCACAACUACAACAAAAACAAUCGCCCCAACCACCAGUCGUGGCCACGCCCAUACCGACAACGGCCACGCCCACUGUCAACUCGGUAGUACCGACGCCGCCGAUCACUCCUGUUAACGGCCCUUCGCCGCCAAUAAAACCUGUGGCGGCGCCACGUAAGCCUUCGACUAGUGAUAAGCCACCAACGAUACCUUCGCCCGUACCGGCCCAGCCGCCAAAUACCGGCGGGGGUGUGACUAAAAUGGGGGUGGGCGUGGCUGCGUCGCCAGACAAGCCCAAAGUACCAUCUCCCUUGUUGACUACCGCUGUUCAACAGCAGUAUACCGAUCCUAUUGAGGAGAGUUUGGCCAAUUUGGAACAGGAAAUGAAGAUAGAGCCUAUUGAUAACGUUAUUGCUAUGACUACUAGUAUAGCUCAGCCAAAACAACAACAGAUGCCGGCCAUUAACGCGAUGGUCCCUCAACAUCACUUGUCAAUGCCACCCAAUCCUCUGGCAAGUCUGGAACUUAAACAGCCCUUAGGAUUGCCGCCUACGAUCGGCGGCAUGCCGCCAAAUCCUUUGGCAGUGCCGCAACAUCAUAAUUUGCACAUGGAUCAGGACAUGCAAAGCCUGAUGCAUCAGGUAGGGCUGGGUCACUCUCAUCCAGGAAUUCACACUCAAAACAACGGCUACAGCAUAAAACACGAGUUCGACUCUUCAAUGGGCACAAACAAUAAUGGUAUGGCUACUUUAGGCCUACCCAUGGAAAUGUCUAUACCGUCAAUGUUUGACCCCUUGCCUCAGCACGUCAACAACAUGCAAAUGCUCAAAAAAGAAAUGCCUCUAAUGAAAAACGAACCCCAAGAUGUGUACGAUAAAAAGGCUCAAAUGCACGAGCAACAUAAAUCUAUGGGGGCGUUUCCUGGGUAUAACAAGGCCAAACCGGACGUGAAAAAUGCCAGUUCGUGGAGUAGCUUGGCAAAGGCCAGUUCACCUCCAAACAGCAAUUCCGGAAAUAGUAGCAAACAACAAAACAUGAUGCAAGUCAUGGACAGUUUUAAGGCAUUCCAAAAUAAGGCAAAAGAAAAGGCCGAUAGGGAAAAGCAAAGGCUGGAAACGUUAGAAUUAAAGAGGCAACAAAAAGAGCAAGCAGAACGAGAGAGGAUGAGGCAAGAAAUUGAACGAAGGAGAGAGGUGGAAGAGCAAGAAGCAUUAGAAAAAGCUAGGCAAGCGGUUGCGGAACGAGAAAAACCAGUACAAGCACAACGAGUUGAAGAGUUGAGGUCUUCACCGGGUGAGGGCAGCACUUCGCCAGGUUCCCUCAGUUCGGGUUCGGACAGGAUAUCAGACAGAGAGAGGCAGAGGCUGCAGGAACAAGAGAGACGCAGGAGGGAAGUGAUGGCGAAUAAAAUAGACAUGAACAUGCAAAGUGAUUUAAUGGCAGCAUUCGAAGGUUCGUUACAGUGUCUCAGUCGCGAUUAGGCAAAUUAUUACUAUUAUUUUUUUUUUUAUUAUUUCAAGUUUAUAUUUAUUUUUUUGUUGAAGUUUCAAACCGUAGGGUAUUUCCAUUUGUACUAGAAUUACAGCAAAUCCCAUAACAGUUUGAUUUAUUAUUAUUAUUAUUAAAAAAAAUUGAGACAUUUUUUAUUUAUUUUUUACGUGUCUCGCCGCCCUAUAUUGUGAAUUUAAUAAAUUGUCUAGUUUUCUUUUUGUAAAAAAAUGAUAUCUGUAUAUAGCUUUUUUGGUUUUAGACUUUAAGGUUUAGUAAAAGAGUGACGGACAAGAGUGAAAUGAAUUAUUGUGUAAUUAAGUACUAAAGAUUGUUUUAUUGCGGGCAUAAUAAUUAUGUAAUUAAAUUUACCAGUCCGAUAAUUAACAACCUAAUUUGUUAAUUAAUUUUAUUAUAAAUGUAGGUACAAAAAAUUAAAAAAACAGAUUUUUUCUAAUUUAAUAAAAUACUAUUAUUGACAUUUACCUCAUUUGUUGAUUUUUAUACAUACAAAAUAAGUAAUUAGGGGUAAGUUUAGUGUUGUUUCAGAUAGGGGUAAGUUUAGCGUUGUUUCAGAGAUACUCAGUUUUUUUUUAGGUCGGCUUUACACUAAAUUGCUUAGGAGAAUAAAUUCAACGUAAGACCAGCCUUAGAUUUGUUUGUGAAAAUAAUAAUACAAAAACGAAUAAUUAGCAAUUUUUUUCUUUAUAAUCUAGUUUUAGCUGUGCAUUUUAUUUGGUUACCUUAUUUAUAGUGUCCGUUAUACAAUUAUUAUGGGACUAAAAUAAUAUCUGAAGGUACAAGGUCUUUCCCCAUAUAUUGACCCCCCACUACAGGGGUUAUGCGAAGAGAUAUCAGAAAAUUGUAAAUGCAAAAGUUUUGGGGUCUUCCCUGAAAUUUUUGAAUCCGAUGUCAAAACCUUUUUUAUUUACGACUAAUGUAUAAUGUGCGUAUUAUAUUUGUGAUUUUGGCAGUAUAAUGACAUAUGUUAUUCCUCCAGGGAUUAAUGGUCAUUAUUCCACAAAAGUGUCAGUGUCAAACGUGUAGUGCUUGUGGAUUUGUAUUGAAAAUUAUGAGACGGAUGAAAUUUGUUCAUUGAAAAUCUUAAAUAAAUUAAUUUGUCGUAAAUAAAGUAGAGUAUACUACUCGCAAUAAUGGCUAUUAUUCCCUCGGAAUGUUACUCCCUCGCCGCUAACGCGGCUCAGUUCGUAAUAAUCCUCGGGAAUAAUAGCUAUCAUUAUUAACUUGUGGUAUAAUCUACUAUUAUUUUUUAGAAAUGUCAAAUUUUGACAGAUGAUCACUUUUUUUCUUAUGGAACACCCCAUAUAUGACUUCAUAGUUAAAAAGAGUCGAAUUUUCCGAUUUCAAAUAAUAUGGUUUAACUACUUACUACUUCUAAUUAAGCUGUUUUGGAAAUAUCGGGCUCUAAACUUCAAGGAAAAUACAUUGAAACACCUUGGUAGGUGGUGCCAUUGUUAUUGUUUGACAUGACACAGGAGGUCUUUCAAUGUAGUCACAGAAUGUUAUUUUCUUGAAAUUUAGAGCCCAAUAUUUUCAAAACGGCUUAAUUAAAAGUAGUUAAACCAUAUAUUUGAAUUCAGAAAAUUCUACAUUUUUCAACUUUAAAGUAAUAUAUAGGGUAUUCCAUAAGAAAAAACCAACCAUCUAUCAAAAUUUGACAUUUUUAAAAGAACAAAACAGUUUUUGACAUUAGAUUCAAAAAUUUCAGGUAAAACCUCAAAACUCUUGUAUUCACAAUUUUUUGAUAUCUUCUCGCAUCACCCCUAUAGGGAAGGUGUCAAUAUAUGGGAAAAGACUCUGUACAAAGUUCACCUUUGUAAACUGUCCAUUGCACUAUUAACUUCGUCUUUUUCUUUCAAUAAUCAUUACAAAGUCGUCCAAUUUUGUCCUUUUAUCUCUAGUCCUUCUAUUUUGUCCAAUUAUCCUAAAUUUUACUCCAUGACCAUGAUUAUUCCCUGGCUUUUGAUACUGAUCAUUUUUCCCUUUUAUUGACACUGUAUGGAAAGAAACCGUACCUCUAUAAUGAUUGGACUACAAUAUCUAAUUUUAUAAUUAGUAAAACUUUCACAAAAAAAAAUAUUGAAAUAAGAUAUAACAGUAAAUUAAAUAAAGGAUCACGCACGGAUCUUACGAGAGAAAAUAAAUUUCACGAUUGUCAUGAAAUUGAAAUAUGUUAUGCUUCUCGACCUCCUAAACGUAAGUUUUCAUAGGCCCAAAAAGAUCCUAUGAUUAGUUCAAGAGAUACAAGACCGGUUUCCUAAGUUAAAUUUGAUGUUUGAUAUUUUAUUAUUUACAUUGCCAAACAAAAACGUCAAGUCAAAACGUCAGAAUUUAAUGAGAAUCAUGAUGAAUAACCUAAAAAUUUAACAUUUCACAAAUUUCUGCUUGACCUCGGCAAGCAUCUCGCCCAAAUUUAAAGUGCACUUCGAAGUGAACUUCAAAUUUAUUUCAAUGUAAAUGGAUAUGUGCUACCGCCAUAUGACAAGCACGUCAAUUUCAAGACAAAUUGGAUUUCGAAGUGAAUGUAAAUGACCCAUUUUCAAAAAUUUGAAAAUGUCACAUUUCUGUCUUUUAAUUUUCCUGGUACAUCAACUAUCCCAGGACGGGAAAUUUUUUCCGUCCUCAUUACCCGUCCUCAUUUCCCGACCUCAUUUAUUUGGUUGUCACGAAUUUAUUUUUUUUUUUUCAAGAAAUUAUGGUUAAAAAUAAAAUAGUAUACAAACCUCGACGGGAAACUUCAUUGCUGUCUCGAGGUUCAGUGAAUGAAGCACUUCCCGUCUUGGAUUGUAAUAUACUAUUUCAACUUGAAAGCUUCAGAUGACAUUACUUUGGCAUUUUUUAACCUAGAAUAUGUCAGUGCCUGAACUCAACAUAUUCCGAAAUGUUUAUUUUUUGUCAAAAUUUUGUUAUGUUAACCCGGCCCUGUAUUUCCGAAACUAAUCAUAGGAUCUUUUUGGUCCUACAAGAACUUACGCUCAGGAGAUCAAGAAGCAUAACAUAUUUCAAUUUCAUGACAAUCUUGAAAUUUAUUUUUUCUCAUAAGACUCGUGCGUGUUCCUUUAAAAAAAAAAGAAAAAUAUUAUUUGGUCUUUUACUUAAAAUCAAUUGAAGUAGAUGAGGUAUAAGACUGCUAAAUAUUUUUUUGAAAAUUCACAUUAAAAAAAAAAAUAAUGGACGUCUCAUAAGAUUAUAAUUAUAAUUAGGUCUGUUUCUGCAGGAAUCACAAACCAAUCAGAGCGAAACAGUCAGAAAACUAGUUUCAACCAAUGAAAUUUCACUCUGACUUUUUUGUGAUUUCUGUAAAAACAGACCUAUAUUAGUAGUAGUAAAUCAGUUAAAAAUUUGUACAAAAAAAAAUAAUAAUUCCAUAUUCUAUUCUAUUAUUAUCCCCUUCUUAGCAAUAAUAAUUUAUUGGCAUUUUUCUCAAAAAGGAAUAGUUAAUCCUUUUUCCAACAAAUAAUUAUUUAUAUUUAAAAAAGAAAAAUGUAAAAUAUUGUAACAUAGAAUGUAACUUAAAUAAAUUUAGUUGUACGAGGGAUGGACUAAAAGUCUUCCCUUUUUUUUAAAAAAACCAUUUAAAAAUUAUUGUUUAGUCCAGCCCAAAAAGUUGAAAAAAAUAAACAUCUUUUUAUAUUAUUCAAACUCUAAACAAUAAUGUAUAUUAUUGAAAUUUAAUUUAUGGUAUAUUUAACUGUAAUAUAAUGUUUGGCUGUUAUACCUUUCUUUUUUCUUCUUUUUACAAUUUAUUCUUUUAUUUUAAGUCAGAUAUAGUGAUGUUAGAAUAAACUAAGAUGUAUUAUACGGAUUUUAUUUGUUUUAUUUUAAAUUAUGCCCCAAACUUCCUCAAAAGCUGAACAUAAUUUUGUACAAGUCAAAGCGGCAGAUAAAGGAUAAUUGCUUAUGGAAAUAUUGUCUUCGGCAUAGUCAACAUUUAAACUUCCUCUGGCAAAAGCUCCAAUUACCAUUACAAUAGGCUCUUCUCCAUUGGGAACCAAUUCUUUGCAAUUUUUCACUAUUUUUGAUGAAAAAGACAUUGCAAUUUUUCUAACUCCUACAGGCAAAUGGUCUGUUAUAGGAUUUUUAAUUACUUUAAGUAAUUUUGGCCCACUUUCCGCUCUAAUGGAAAACUUAUGAAGAAGUUGAA